AUGCUUUUUACGCUCUUUGCCUUUGUCAUUUUAAAUUUCUGUGGCAUAGCCGCUCUACAAGCAUGUGCGCGAACAAUCUUUGCUUUCUCACGUGAUGAACUUUUACCGUUUUCAAAUAUCUGGAUUCGCAUCAAUAAAUAUACGCAAACUCCUUUAAUAGCCGUAUGGUUAAAUGUGACUCUCGCUAUUACCAUCAAUCUGAUUGGACUCGGAUCGUAUACGGCGAUUUCCGCUAUCUUUAAUGUUUGUACAAUUGCACUCGAUUGGAGUUAUUGCAUACCGAUCAUAUGUAAGAUGAUCUUUAGUUACAACACAGAGCGCUACAGACCUGGACCAUGGCAUCUAGGAAAGUUUUCGUGGCUGAUAAAUUGCUGGUCUGUGGUAUGGACAUUCUUUGUGUCGAUUAUUUUUCUCCUGCCAACAACAAGACCAGUAACAGUCGGCACUAUGAACUAUGCAGUUGUUAUUCUCGUAGGCAUUCUUAUGUUCGCAAUGAUGUAUUGGUACGCUGGUGGUGCGCGAAAAAAGUAUAUCGGGCCUCGCAGUAAACCUCGAAAAGAAGAAGAGGAAGCUCCUGAGUUCGUUCCUUCUGCACAUAAAAACGACGAAGUGACUAAGUUUUGA
Molecule: messenger RNA, 624 nt
Organism: Adineta ricciae
Lineage: Eukaryota; Metazoa; Rotifera; Eurotatoria; Adinetida; Adinetidae
Source: the annotation of a GenBank genome assembly